ACUAGAGAUAAAUUGCGUGGCACAGGUUUGACAGAAUCCGGGCUGAGCCCAGCCGAGUCCCGGCUGAUACCAAUUUUACUGCUAUAUUUUAAUUUUUUGAUGAGUAGACAAACGCAGGGUCGGUCAAAAAUGAAGACAUAAGCUUAUAGUGAAUUGGGAAUAACUGACGCAAGAUUUGAAUCGAAUACGAGUCUACAAGCUUUUGGUGAUGACAAUGCAUCAAUUCUGGAUAACUCAACAUUUAUAGCGUCAGCAGUCGAUAAUGGGCUCCUUGAGCUUUGCCUGUUCCAAAUCUGUAAGAUUCCAAGAUGACCUAGAAACCGAAGAAUCUGCAGCAUCAAGAAAUGGAAAUUUCAUGAUCUUCACCACUACGAAAAGGGGGAAAGAAAUGCUCAAGUCAAUCCCAAAGAAUACCGAGAUUUGUUCAAGAAACAAGCCAUUUCAGAAUAAAAAACUUUCAAGGGUAUUCUCCGAAGACUACGAGAUAGUGCAGAAGAAGAUAUUAGAUCCACGAGGACCUUUUCUAAGCCAAUGGAAUAAAUGUUUUCUAAUCUCAUGUCUCAUUUCCCUUUUUGUCGACCCCCUAUUUUUUUACUUGCCGAGUGUUAAGGAGGACAUGUGCCUGCAAGUAAGCAUUCCCCUAGAGAUAGAUCUCACCAUCAUUCGUUCAGUAGUUGAUGCUCUUUAUAUGAUUCAGAUUUUUGUACGGUUUAGAACAGCUUUUGUUGCGCCUUCUUCUCGUGUAAUUGGGAGGGGAGAACUGGUUAUUGAUUCUUCAAAGAUUGCUUCAAGAUAUCUUCGUAAAGACUUUUGGCUCGACAUAUUGGCAGCUCUACCCCUUCCACAGGUGUUGAUUUGGGCUGCAAUCCCAUCUUUGAGGGGUUCAAAUGCGAUUACUGGAAAACAGGCCCUGCGCCUUAUCGUCCUUUUUCAGUUCCUCUUGAGACUGUAUCUUAUUUUCCCCCUUUCAUCUAAUAUCAUCAGCACUGUGGGGGUUAUUGUGGAAGCUGCAUGGGCUGGUGCAGCUUAUAAUCUUAUGCUCUUUAUGCUGGCAAGCCAUCUCAUUGGUUCGUGCUGGUAUCUGCUAGCAAUCGAGCGUCAAGAGGAGUGCUGGAAAAUGGUUUGUGAUCUUCAGAAACCAAAAUGCCAAUAUUAUUAUUUUGACUGUCGAACAAGUGUUGAUUCUAAUCGGAUAGCGUGGUUUAUAACAAGCAAUAUCUCCAAACUGUGUGAUCCUAAGAGCGAUUUCUACAACUUCGGAAUUUAUGGUGAUGCAUUGACCUAUGGAGUUACAAUGUCAAGCUUCCUUAAUAAGUACACCUAUUGUCUCUGGUGGGGAUUGAGAAAUCUGAGCUCCAUUGGACAGAAUCUCAUGACGAGCACCUAUGUUGGAGAAAUAGAUUUCGCCAUUGUCAUUGCCAUUCUGGGCUUGGUGCUUUUUGCAUUGCUCAUAGGGAAUAUGCAAACCUACCUCCAAUCUACUACUUCACGACUUGAAGAGUGGAGAGUUCGAAGAACUGAUACAGAACAAUGGAUGCAUCACCGGCAGCUUCCUCACGACUUGAAGGAGAGAGUACGCAAGUUUGAACUGUACACAUGGGUUACAACAAGAGGAGUCGAUGAGGAAGCUAUUCUCAAAGGACUUCCUCUUGACCUCCGAAGAGAUAUCAAGCACCAUCUUUGUCUUGAUCUAGUUCGAAGAGUUCCCCUUUUUGAUGAGAUGGAUGAAUGCACGCUAGACGCAAUCUGUGAACGUUUGAAGCCUGUUUUGUGCACUCCUGGAACUCGCCUAGUGAGGGAAGGAGACCCUGUGAUUGAAAUGCUCUUUAUAUUACGAGGGCACCUAGAUUCUUAUACAACUGAUGGAGGUCGAACCGGAUUUUUUAAUUCUUGUAGACUCGGGUCUGGGGACUUUUGUGGCGAAGAACUUCUGACGUGGGCUCUUUACCCGCGCCCGAGUAUCCUCCUCCCUUCAUCUACACGCACGGUGACAGCGAUUACUGAGGUUGAAGCCUUUGCACUUGUUUCAGAAGAUGUGAAGUUCGUUGCAUCACAAUUCCAUAAGCUGCACAGCAAGCAACUGAAGCAUAAAUUCAGGUUCCAUUCCCACCAAUGGAGGACUUGGGCAGCAUGCUUUAUCCAAGCAGCUUGGUUUCGAUACAAAAGAAAGAGAGAGGCGGCUGCGUUGAAGGCUCGGGAGUGUGCUGUAGCGCGUGAAUUAGCGACUGGACGAAGCACGUCGCUGCCCCCGAGGGCGUCGGAUUUUGCAAUGUGUGCUGUAAGAUUAGCAAAUAGUAAUAGAAGAGCCAGCAGCCUGAGGAAUAGUUCACAACUGGACCUACUCUGGAAGUUACAAAAGCCAGUGGAACCUGAUUUUCCAGUUGAUGAUGAUAGGUAAAAGUUAGCAGUUUGGAAAUAUCAGAUUUAAUGUAAACAAAAUUGUAAUGUAAGGAAAGGAUUAUGUUAGUUAACUAAGGGCCUAUUUGAUAGAACUUCUGUUUCUUGUAGAAGAGUUUAACUAAUAAGUUCUCUUAUAUCAACUUA
This is a messenger RNA of Olea europaea var. sylvestris, 2544 nucleotides long. RefSeq names its product protein CNGC15b-like. The record is from RefSeq and is a predicted model, not a curated record. The transcript has 8 exons. The coding region runs from base 263 to 2398 and encodes 711 amino acids. NCBI's taxonomy places the organism in Eukaryota, Viridiplantae, Streptophyta, Magnoliopsida, Lamiales, Oleaceae. Gene Ontology annotation, biological process: transmembrane transport; potassium ion transport. Gene Ontology annotation, cellular component: membrane. Gene Ontology annotation, molecular function: voltage-gated potassium channel activity.